This is a messenger RNA of Scatophagus argus, 2566 nucleotides long. It is a transcript of the gene sumo3a, whose product is annotated as small ubiquitin like modifier 3a. The coding region runs from base 132 to 416 and encodes 94 amino acids. The transcript has 4 exons. Gene Ontology annotation, cellular component: nucleus. Gene Ontology annotation, molecular function: ubiquitin-like protein ligase binding; protein tag activity. The record is from RefSeq and is a predicted model, not a curated record. NCBI's taxonomy places the organism in Eukaryota, Metazoa, Chordata, Actinopteri, Scatophagidae. Gene Ontology annotation, biological process: protein sumoylation.
GUUUAUUUAUAACAGCGGUCCAAAGCGCGCACCGGUCGGCGGAGGCGAAGAGAGGGCAGAAGGCGGCAGAAAGACAAACAAAGCUCAAUUAAACGAUUGUCGGGAAAACCUGCACACGAAAUACAGCCAGGAUGUCAGAGGAAAAGCCAAAGGAGGGAGUAAAGACUGAGAACGAUCACAUCAACCUCAAGGUUGCAGGGCAAGAUGGGUCGGUGGUCCAGUUCAAAAUCAAAAGACACACACCCCUCAGCAAACUAAUGAAGGCGUACUGUGAACGACAGGGCCUCGCAAUAAGGCAGAUCAGGUUCAGGUUUGAUGGCCAACCUAUCAAUGAGACGGAUACACCUGCACAGCUGGAGAUGGAAGAUGAAGACACCAUAGAUGUUUUCCAGCAGCAGACAGGCGGACGCUGUUAAGCCUUCCCCACCUCAUUGACAGCCACCCUCAGACUGCGCCCACAGCCACCUUCACUAUCCCUCCUCAUCGCUCCUUUCACCCUCUUAUUAUUAUUAUUAUUAUUAUUGUUAUUAUUAUUAUUAUUAUUAUUAUUUCCUAAGUUUAAAGUUGUCUAUCACAGUUUUUCGUCAGGUGUGUGUGGGGGGAGCUUCUCAGCUGUUUAUGUACUGUCUCAGCCAGGACUGAACUUUUGUGCGUGUCAACAGUCUCUCUGCUGGCCAGUUAGGACAACAUUUCCUUCCGGCACCAUAGGCUGUGAUUGGACCAACAGCACGUCACAGCUGUUCCUGGUUUGUCAGUGCUUCUCAUCCACUCUCCAGUGAAAGCUUGUUAUCCAGUAGUUUGUCACGGUUUUCAUUCAGCAGGGUCGAAUGGGAGGCUCAGCAAGAUUUUGUCCAAUGGUCAGUCAGUGAGCAAUGAAAAUGUUUUGAAGUGGAAGCACUAUCUGAACUUAAUACACACCCGCCUUCCAUUUCACUUCGCUUCGUUUUUGUUUUUUUUUGUCUGAAUGGUGACUCCUGCUCUUCUGUCAAAAAGGUAUUUUAAUUCUCUUUGCAUUUUAGAUGCUUUUGCUAAAGAGGUCUACAAUGUGUUUUGUAUAUUUGAUUUUUCUUUUAACAAUUAACACCAGGGGGCUUGUUGAUUUUUUUUUUUUUGUUUGUUUGUUUGUUUUUCUUGUAUAGAAGUAUCAGAGUGGAUGUUACAUAAAUGUUGUGGGGCCUGGACCAAUACUCCAAAGACCGAACUUCUGUUUCAUAUUUGAUGUACUUGGAUGUACAGGAAACUGCAAGGUCAAAACUGUCACAUUUUAAGGGAGUUUGUGUUUCAGUAAUGUUAUUUGCAUCCUCUUCUAAAUGAGAGAGCUUCUUUGUUGUUAUCCGGUACAGACUGUUGUCAUUCAUCCAGCCAAAUGCAUGUUUAGAGGUGAGAAAUGUAAUUCAACCUUUGACAGAACUGGCUGUGUAAGGAUAGUCUCUUGGCAUGAAACACAUAACUUUCUGUUUCAUUUCCCUGUUUUUUGAGUAAGCGGGCAGGUGGCCAGUCUCUAUUGUAUUUUCGAGUGGCCACGCUUGUGGAUUUUACAUUUUUGGGGGUGGGGUUAAAGUAGAGGUUGUGCUGUGGGUGGGUGUAAGUGGAAGCUUGUACCUCAAUGCUGUUUUAGGGUCAGCUGUCUCAUCUCUGUAUCGUGCUUGUGAAUGUAGGCUGAGACUACUGAUUCUAGAUUUGUUUUGAAGUGGAGCAACUUCCAGUUUGAGCAAGGAUAUCCAACAGAAGUCUGUCUUUUCCUCAACACACUUUGAUGACACUUUUCACUGCUCUGUCAACCGUCAAGCUGUUCCUUGUCUGUGUGUGUGUGUGUGCGAAAAGCAGAAGUUGCAGGCCAUUUGUUCAAAAACCUGACUGCAGUGUUGCCAACAGUGAAGAUAACCCAAGCGGUGAUAGUGAUUAUUUACAGGUUUGGAGAAGGAUGCAUGCGGUUGGUUGCAAAUCUGGAGGGCAGGGAGGUCAACCAAUGGAGUUUGGGAGAUAAGUGUACCCACAGGGCCUCGUUCUUUGUACGUGGAUAACUGAGUUGGCUUGAUUGUUGAUGAACUUGGAUUUUUCUGCUUUGUCAUGAUCAAAGUGUAUCUGUUGUUGAAGAAAGUAAUCCUUGUGCUCAGAACCUGUAACCAGUAAUGCAAACUUAUUCAGAGGAAGUUGGAUCAUGACUCUUUCUUUGUUUAACAAUUUUAUAUUUAUUUUCAGAUAAGGCUACACCUCUCUUUACGGGCAUCUGAUGGUCAGUUUUGUCACAACUGGACAGGUUCCUAGUUAAGUAGUCCAUUCAUACUAAGUACGGCAAAGUACUUUUUCAGACAUUUGCAAUACAGAUUCAGUUGAUGCAUCAUAAGGUUUUAAAAUGAUGCAUUAUGGGCUUUUGUUGUAAUUGGCUUUUCUUUUUUUUUCUCCUUUAAUCUUUAAGGUGUGUUCCCAAACGCAUCAAUGUAGUUUUGCUCAGCCAUAUUAGAAGGGUGCUCUCCUUUUUAAAAGGGUAAUUAAACUGUAGUCUACAUCAAUGUUUUUCAGCUGUAUUUUUGUGUCAUUGUAAUAAAAAAAAAAGAAAACAUGA